AUGAUGAUUUCCCGCGCUUUGUUUGUGCUCGGCCUCAGUCUUCACUUCAUAUUCGCACCGACCGCCUACGCGAACGAUAAUCUUGAAGCCGAAUUGGAACAGACGAAAGCACUAUGUGAGGUGGCGAAACAACUGCGUAAACUUCCGCUACUGACGGAAGAGCGGAGGUUCGAGGCUGUAGGCGCAUUGGAGGAAAGCAAAAAAGCAGCGAAGGAAGGCAAAAAGGCCGCGAAGCGUGCGGAGGCGGGUGCCGUUGGCGGCACAUCGGAACAGCAGCAGGCUGCAAAGAGAGCUCGGGAGGCCGCCACGGUGGCGUAUGAGGCAUCUGUACGUGCCGAAGCAGCAGCGAUGGAAGUAAAACGCUUCGCCCGGGCGCUUGACAGCUUUGAGAGUGAAUAUGAAAGUGUCUUCAGUGGUUUGCUGAGGGGCGCCGCGGAGCACGGAGGGAAUGAAACAAUUAAGCAGUUGGCUAAAGAAUGUGCCACCGCUGUUGCUGACGACGUCACGCCAGAAGCGCUUACGAGAGCGGCUCACAACCUGAGAGGGCUGUACAUGCAAGAUUUCGCUGAGGAAUACCUCCAGGAGGCGAAUGAAGCGGCUAAUAAACUGGAGGAGCUUCAGAAAGCUACCGCUGAGACUGUUAGGGCUGCCGAUGCAGCUGAUGAUGCCAAGAGUGAGGCACAAGAAGAGGCAGCUCAGUUCCCUGAAAUCGAUGAUGACGACUCCGAUGAAGAUAAGGAAGAUGAAGCGAGUGGGGCUGUGGGUACUUCAAUGAAAUUCCUUCUCGUAAUGCUUGCCGCCACGGCCCUCUCUUUCUAA
Molecule: messenger RNA, 819 nt
Organism: Trypanosoma brucei brucei TREU927
Lineage: Eukaryota; Euglenozoa; Kinetoplastea; Trypanosomatida; Trypanosomatidae
Exons: 1
Coding region: 1-819 (272 amino acids)
Source: RefSeq, a predicted model, not a curated record